AUGGACCUUGAUAUUGAAAGAUUUUCCUUUGCUCUUUCUCUGACUUCUAUUCCAUUUUAUAUCAUUGGAUUCAUUGGGAAUGUGUUGGUCAUCCGAAUUGUACAUAAAACGAGAGCAAUGCACACGACAACAAAUUACCUCUUGGCAAAUCUGGCUGUUAGUGACUGUGUCACCAUUUUGUUGGCUCCACUCUACUUCUAUUCUCAUUUGCUCAGCCACCAAUCUAACGGUUUUGGAAACUUCACUUGCAAGUUUCUUGUUCUCACUUACAUUUCAGUAGCGGCUACAUCAUUUACUCUAACCCUACUUGCCAUUGAAAGGUAUCAUGCUUUAUUGAAACCAUUUAGAACAGGGCUUCGUUUGAAGGAAGACAACGUUAAGAAGGCCAUCAUUAUCAUAUGGAUCGCAAGUAUUCUGCUCUGCUCUCCAGAAUUUUUUAUUCAAGAAUGGAGCGAGACAUUCUCCACCUGCGUUGGUGUGUGGAGCUUUCACAUAAAUCAAACAAGUAGAGUUUUAAUGAUUAGAUUUUGCAUAUUCACUUCUUAUAUUCCGCUGGCAAUAUUUUUGUAUUGCUACGGAUCAUUGAUAAAAGGUUUAUACUUUACCAACACGAUAUGUUCUGCAAAUAGUACAGAAGAAGAUAGAUCUAACAAGAAGAAACUUGUGGUUACAUUCAUGAUGGCAACCGCUGGUUUUGUUAUUUGUUAUUUGCCCAUUCAAGUCUUUUACACAUUCGUGGCGUUA
Porites evermanni is the source of this 744-nucleotide messenger RNA. NCBI's taxonomy places the organism in Eukaryota, Metazoa, Cnidaria, Anthozoa, Scleractinia, Poritidae. The record is from the annotation of a GenBank genome assembly.